GUACGCCUAUUUCUCUUCUUCAAAUAAGUCUCCCAAUGAUAAACUAACAUGAGAUUGAGUUUUGAAAAAGCACACAGUUUUCCAAAUUGUCCUGAAUUAUGGCGUUGCUUCAGCUUCAUCAUCAACCUCAACCACUCCCAUUUAUUGAAGGCGUCUUCGCUCAGUACCCAUCUCUAUCUCCACUACUUCACAGACGAAGGAACCUCAGCUUCCGAGCACAAGCCCUCCCUUCAAGAACCCAAAGGAUAAUGGAGUCUCUUCCAGUAAGUGGGGAAGUUGGUGGUGCAGGUGGGUCAUACUCGUAUAAUUCUUUGAAGAGGUUGGACCAAUUGUGGUCUUCUCUUUGCUCUGCUCCAAAAGUUGUUCAAGAGCCACAAGAAGUGGUUACGAGGCGUUCAGGUUUGUUUAGCAAUUCUGAUCUGGCUGAAAAGGCAGUGGAGUGUUUUGAUGUGGUAGUAUGUGGAGGUACUUUGGGAAUCUUCAUUGCCACAGCAUUGAGUUGCAAAGGCCUUCGAGUUGGCAUUGUGGAAAGGAAUAUAUUAAAAGGGAGGGAACAAGAAUGGAAUAUAUCGAGGAAAGAACUCUUGGAACUUGUAGAAGUUGGCAUUCUAUCAGAAGAUGACAUUGAACAAGCAACAUCUGCAACAUUUAAUCCUAACAGAUGUGGAUUUGAGGGAAAGGGUGAAAUUUGGGUUGAAGAUGUUCUUAAUCUUGGUGUCUCGCCCGUGAAGCUUAUAGAGAUUAUGAAGAAACGUUUCAAUUCCUUUGGUGGAGUCAUCUUGGAAGGUUACAGCGUGUCUAGCAUAUGUGUAUAUGAGGAUGCAGCUGUCUUGCAACUAGCUGGGGGGAACAUUUUGUCAUCACGUCUCAUUAUUGAUGCAAUGGGGAACUUUUCUCCUGUGGUAAAGCAGAUAAGAGGCGGAAGGAAACCAGAUGGUGUUUGCCUUGUUGUUGGUUCUUGUUGUCGUGGUUUCAAGGAGAACUCUACAAGUGAUGUCAUAUUUAGUAGUUCCACCGUGAAGACAGUUGGAGAGUCAAAAGUACAAUAUUUUUGGGAGGCAUUCCCUGCUGGGUCUGGUACCCUGGAUCGAACUACUUAUAUGUUCACUUAUGUUGAUCCUCAACCAGGAUGCCCAAAAUUGGAAGAAUUACUAGAAGAUUACUGGGAUCUGAUGCCAAAUUAUCAGGAUGUCUCUCUUGAUGAUCUGGAGAUAUUGAGAGUUAUCUAUGGUAUUUUUCCUACUUAUCGUGACAGUCCAGUGCCAGCAGCUUUUGAUCGUAUUCUACAGUUUGGCGAUGCAAGUGGCAUACAGUCGCCAGUUUCGUUUGGUGGUUUUGGCAGCUUGACCAGGCACCUCGGCAGAUUAUCGACUGGGAUAUACGAAGCAAUCUGUGGCAACUUUCUGGAUGCUGACAACUUAUCCCUGCUGAAUCCAUACAUGCCCAACUUAAGCGCAUCCUGGUUGUUUCAAAGAGCGAUGUCAGCAAAGAAGCAAUCUAAUGUUUCACCAGAUUUCAUCAGUGAGCUUCUUUGUGCAAAUUUCCUGAGUAUGCAGCGGCUAGGGGAUCCGGUGCUACGGCCAUUUCUUCAGGAUGUAAUACAGUUUGGGCCUCUUGUCAAGACAUUAGGAUUAGUUAUGCUAACUAAACCUCAAAUUAUACCAUCAAUAUUCAAGCAGGUUGGUGUUUCUGUGCUUCUUGACUGGUCUGGACAUUUUGUGAUGUUGGGUUACUACACAUUUCUUUCAACCUUCAUUGAUCCUGCAAUUAGGCCAUUGAUAAAUUCAUUUCCAGACAAGAUGAGGUACAAAUGGAAGCGGCAACUUGAGGCUUGGGAAUACGGCGCCGGUCUGGACUUCAGCUUAAACCCUUCUAAACUAACUGAGACAGACAGAAAUUGGAAGGGUAGGAAACCCUUGACACAGAGUGAUAGUCUUUGAUGACCUUGCGAAUCCUUCAUGGCAACAAUUUCAAAUAUAAACUAUUCUAUAUAACUUAGCUUGAAGAUGGUUCUUAAAUGACUUUUAACUUACAAGCUUCUGUAAAUUGAAACAUUUGAAUCUCAAGCAUAUGGUUACAAUUUUUUUCUGUUUAUGAAUUACGCUAUAAACAGUUUGAUGGGCAUAUUGUGGUGUAAAGAAAUUAUUUCAAAUAUAUACAUCAACGAACACAGUCUAAAUGGAGCUCUUUUUGUGUGUAA
Cornus florida is the source of this 2200-nucleotide messenger RNA. RefSeq lists its product as uncharacterized. NCBI's taxonomy places the organism in Eukaryota, Viridiplantae, Streptophyta, Magnoliopsida, Cornales, Cornaceae. The transcript has 18 exons. Bases 99 to 1940 code for a protein of 613 amino acids. The record is from RefSeq and is a predicted model, not a curated record.